UAUCGUACGCAAUGCCCUUGAGCUUCACACUCCUCUGUCGCGCUCAGAUAAGCACAGGAUCUGAUUCCCAAAAUGGUCGGCAUCAAGGAAGUUCUGAUCGUGUCCGUGUUGGUGGCCGCGGUGGCUGUUUCUCCCGCCGAUGCUGUUCCAACGAGACACGCUAGGCCCCGUCCUCAGCCCAGGCCGAGGCCAGGGACGUGUCCGGACACGAGCGACAUCGUCUCCAUCUGCGUCGUGACGGAACGCAACUGCUUCUCGGACGGCGAGUGCGGAGCCGGCCAGAAGUGCUGUCCGAUUGGCUGCGGGAGAGAGUGCCUGGCUGUGGGAUCUCCCUACGGAAAAUGAAGAUCGUAGGAAGGGGACGAAAUUUCCUGCUGAUGACGUCAUCGUGUACCUCGAUGGGCUCACAGUCUCCCUGGAAAUAUUAUUGAAGCGUGUUGAUUCAUUGAUAAUAAAAUUGUGUUGUUUUAAA
Penaeus chinensis is the source of this 472-nucleotide messenger RNA. Its product is annotated as chelonianin-like. Gene Ontology annotation, cellular component: extracellular region. The transcript has 4 exons. The record is from RefSeq and is a predicted model, not a curated record. The coding region runs from base 73 to 345 and encodes 90 amino acids. Gene Ontology annotation, molecular function: peptidase inhibitor activity. Lineage: Eukaryota; Metazoa; Arthropoda; Malacostraca; Decapoda; Penaeidae.